AUGACGAGGGACGAAAGGGGAAAAAGUAUUGGUGUCAUUUUAUACAAACUGGUUUGCGGUGAUUUACCGUUCAAUGCACCUGCAUAUCAUGAUUUAAGGUACCGGGUGACUAGAUGUCCAUUUCGAGUACCGUUUUAUCUGUCCACAGACUGUGAAAAUUUGUUACGAAAAAUGCUUCACAAAAAUCCAAAGCGGCGUGCAACAAUUGCUGACAUCAAAUCACAUCCGUGGAUGACAAAAGAUCCGUAUGCGUUCAAUGCGUUACGUACCCUGCGUAGACCAGUGCCAGAUUUCUUGAAUCCAAAUGAUGGAAUUGUAACGUUCAUGGAAAAGUCGUUAAAUAUUUCCAAGGAAAAGGUCGUCGAAGCAUGCCAAAAUAAUAGCCGUGACGAUGUACAAGCAUGGUAUACGUUGCUUUGGGAAUUGGUUUACUUGAAAGAUGUUGUGAAAGAACAAACAAAAACUGCGGUGAUUACGGCCAGCGGUAGUGGUGGUACAACAACAGCUAAUUCAACUGCUAAUGAACAGACAAGUGAAAUAAGUGAAUUAAAUCGGGGUACUUCGGCUGUGCCAAACAGUUGGAAUGUGACAUCGCCUGGAAAACUGGACGAGAAAGUAGAAGGUGAAAGUGUCGCUGAUCAUUACGGUGAUGUAGGGGAAGUAUCGGAUGGAACAAGAAAAUUGGAAAUGGAAGAAACGGAAGUUGAUGACGCAAAGUUGGAUGAAACUGUUGAUUCACAGGCGAAGAUAUCUACAGGAGAACAUGUCCUGACCAGACAGUCUACAACUGCGACAAUUACUUCGUUGGAUGAAGGAUUUGAAACCGACGCUCACACGUCGUCGGCAACCAUUGAUAAUUCAAAAGAAUUAACUACUAAAACUGCUGCAUUAAGAGCUGCAUCGUUACCACGUGAGGCUCCUGAAUCUGGAGCUACAGGAAACGUUGGAGCUAAUGAGACCUCCACAGCAACAAACGCUUCCACAGUUACUGCCGUCGCUCAAACCACUACUGCCUGCAGCAACAGCGCUGCCAUUGCAACAACAACUGCCGUCGCAGAAACGAGUGAAUCUGAAAAUUCGUCAACGGCACGACCGUGGUCUUCGCAACAGCCUGAAGUUCAAUAUCCGAGCAACAUUGACACUGAACAUAAGGACAACGGGAAACCACGUGAUGAAAACAGUUUACAAACAGAAUUUACGAAUAGGGUAGAAAGAUGCGGUGAUAUUGUUGAAAAAUAUGUUGGCAUACGAUGGCAGAACUAUGGUUUUUUACCAGGAAAAUUAAAAUUGUCGAAUGCAACUGAACAGUUAGACGAAACUGCACAAUUUUCGGGAAAAACCGCUGAUGCAGGAGAGCCGUCUGAUGUCAGUGUUAUCGAAUCAACGGCAGCGCCAAAUACGGCAAACACGAACAUCGCCUCUCUGAAGAAGCCGUAUUCACCAGCUGGUGCUCCCGGCUUACAGAAGAGAAUAUCACUGUCCGAAGAUUUGGAAUUCCAACCACAUAAGCUGUUGAACAUUAAACAGAGCCUCUAUGUUGAGCAGCAGAUAUCCGAUUUACCUGAAUCUGAACUGUUAAAACAGGCACAACGGUUUCGUUUGGUGCGACAAUUACAGUUGAAAAAUCGAUUAAGUCAUGCACGACAGCAGAUAAAUCAAAAACAUUAUGGAUAUAUUCAUCUUCCGCCAAUUUUACCGGAAGAACCGGCCUGUUUACCGCAGUCAACAUUCGAUACUGAUGAACGAGGUGGCAAUGUCACUGAUAUGAGUUAA
Molecule: messenger RNA, 1773 nt
Organism: Enterobius vermicularis (human pinworm)
Lineage: Eukaryota; Metazoa; Nematoda; Chromadorea; Rhabditida; Oxyuridae
Source: the annotation of a GenBank genome assembly